Molecule: messenger RNA, 4392 nt
Organism: Saprolegnia diclina VS20
Lineage: Eukaryota; Oomycota; Saprolegniomycetes; Saprolegniales; Saprolegniaceae
Exons: 8
Coding region: 1-4392 (1463 amino acids)
Molecular function (GO): TBP-class protein binding; ATP hydrolysis activity; ATP binding
Source: RefSeq, a predicted model, not a curated record
AUGGAGGAAGCGCGCCUCGAGGGCCUCCUUACGCUGCUGACAGAUGGCUGCUCCAUGCCGAUCCGCGCCCACGCUAGCGACGAGAUCGCGCGCCUCACUACGGCCACCAACCUGCCCUGGCUCGUCCAGAAGCUGCGCCCGCUCCUCCGCGACGACGAGUGGGACACGCGCGUGGCCGCGGCGCGUACGGUCGGCAGCAUCCAUGCGCUGCCCUGGGUCCAGCCCGUCGCGCUCGCCACAUGCGCCGAGAUUGCCCAAAGAGAGAGCCUUCUGCGCCUCGAAGAGCUGGAUGUCGAGCACCUCUUGGCCAACGCUGCGCCGCUACUCAAGAGCGGCGGCGAGGAAUACGAUUACCAAGUGAAUUUUGACUCGGUCGCGUCGCAGCAAGCCCAUUUGGCGCUGCAGCGACGCCGGCUCUGGGGCCGUCUGAGCCGGUCGAUCACCGUCGACGCGCCACCAAUAGCCCUCCAGAGUACGCGCGCCAACACGGACCGCGUGGUCGCGGACGCCGAUUUGCUGCCAAGUGACGCGAUGCGCGUCAUUCGCCUCGCGCCAGUGACGCACCUCUUUCGGACGGACGUCGCCGCCGACAGCCGCGCGAACGCGAGCUUCGCGAGCUUUCCGCUGCUACUGCUCGACUGCCUCGAAGCCAUCUUUGACGCGCGCUGGGAAGUCCGGCACGGCGCUGCUCACGUGCUUCGCGAUGUGUUUUCGCACGCGCGCGUGCCAAGUUCGCACGCGUGGUUUGACGAGGUGCUCGUGCGCGGACUGAGCGUGCUGGCGCUCGAGGCUUGGGUCGACUACGCCUCCGAUGGGUCGGUCGCACCGGUGCGCGAACUUGUAGCGCAGGUCGCCGCCAAGCUUCUCGACGCAGCGCCGCAGCACAUUGGCCAUGCGGUGCCGUACCUGCGCGCAUCUUCAUGGCACGCCGCCCACGGGGGCCUCUUGGCGCUGCACUACUGCAAGGUCGCGCUGCCCACCGAGGUUCUGGACGCUGUCGUUGACUGCCUCGGUGCGCGGUCGGAAGAAGAAGUGCACUCGGCCGCAGCGCAAGUGCUCGCACGCUCCGAAGCGGCGUCGAGCGUCCACCGGUGCACCCAUCGGCUCUGGGCGUUAUUGGAGGCCAAGCAGACCUCGCUCGUCGACGUUGCCCCGGGGCAUGUGCUCCGGUGCUUGCUCGCUCAUGACAUACGUGGGUCGGCCUCACACGUAUACGUGGUGCUGACGUACCUCCGGCACUCGGCGGCGUUUGUGCGAACGUCCAGCGUGGCGUGGCUCACGGCUGCAGCCACGACACCGCUCUCCCCGCCGCUCGUCCUCUCGAUUGCGCACUGGUGCUGGUUCAUCUGGCUCAGCGCCGACGAGUCCAACGACAGUGCGCUUAGCGACAGUGUCAGUAGUCUCUGGCAGCAGCUGUGGCGCGCCCACGGCAAGCGCGUCGAUGCUACGUGGGGCUUGACGCUUUCUCUUUGGCUCAGAACGCUCUCGCACGUCGACGUCUCCGUGUGGCCCCUCCCGCAGGUCGCUGCACCGAUCAACGCGCCGAUCACAGCCCGACGGGUAUCACUCGCCACCACGCUCGUUCUCUGCACUGCGAUUGGUGACGUUUUGAACGCGCUGCCGCCAAGUAUGACGACGUGCGCGUCCGAGCUCCAAGCGCUCUUGGAGAGCGACACGGGCACUCACGUCCUCUGCGGUCUCUGGGUCCUUGAGAAAUGGACGUGUAUGUCCGCCGCGUGCAGUGCCUUGGCGCUUCAGAGCUUGACGCAGCCGCGCACAAGUCUCUACGCCGAGCAAAUGCCCGACCUCCAAAAGCUCCGCAAGCUCGUCAUCCGACUCCAUUCGCACUUUGCCUCGCCGGUGAAAACGGAAGAUGACGCGUCAUCGUGGACGGUGGCCCGCGUGCUGGCGCUGGCGGCGACCGUCAGCAAUCUUCCGUACGCAUCGCUGUCGACGCCCGAGCCGUACACCACCGCCCAGUACCUCCGCCAGGACAUCUUUGCUCUCGAGGAUAAGCUCCGAACGAGCUUCGAGACACUCGCCCGACGCAUUGCUGCAGCCGCAGCGUCCGCCGUCUUUGUGUCGCGUCAGUGGUCCAAGCCCGGCCUCCUCGUCCGUCCGUGGAUGCAGUCGCUCAAGGAAGAGCCGUCGCGGGUUGUCACACCGGUCGUCGCCAUGUCGCUCGCCGCCUUUGCCUCGAGCCAUGCGUCGUCGCACGCCGCCUGCGUCACCAAGCUCGUUAACAAUCUCUGCAACUCUGUUGUCGCCGUCGACCCGGCGCCAACCUACGUCGUGACGCUGGGGCCGUCGACGUCGACAGCGCCACUGGACGUUCGCGUUGACGGCGCCCGCCUUGCGCUCUCCCACCUCGUGCCGAUGGUUCCGGAGCUCUUGCGCGCCCGGAUCGAGCGGGAGCUGGUGACGCCACCAAGCAGCGACAAGCAGCUUCAAGGACUCUGCCGGCUGCUGGCCGUCGCGGGUCGCACGUCGCCGCAGCUGCGACCUAUUCUGUGUGCGUGGGCCACCACCGGCAGCUGGGCGGCAGACACGCACGCGCUAGUAGCGGCCGUGCUCGCCACUGACGUCCACGACCAAGUCCUCGAUGCUGUGCUGCAGCCCGAUUCGCCGGACGCCGCACUCGCGCUCAUCGUGGCGCUCGCGGCAACGCCGACGCAGGUGGUACCGUACUUGGCGCGGAUGGUGGCGACGGCCCUGCGCAUCUUGUGCAACCGCGCGUCGCGCGAAGCUGCCAGCGUCUUGGCGCAGCUCAUUCCGCUCCUCGCGCUCCUCCCGUCGUCGUCGUCGGACCCGUCGGCAGUGUUUUUGCAGCAGUUGGCGCGUGGCACACCGCCCGAGUGCGUACUGCCGACGCUGCACGGCCUCGUGUGGCGGUCGUACCAGGUCCACGGUAUUCAAUGGCUGGCCUUUCUGGCGACGCACGGUCUCCACGCGGUGCUGGCCGACGACAUGGGACUCGGCAAGACGCUGCAGGUCCUCGCGUCCAUCGCUGUCGUGAUGCAGCGUCGGUCUCUGCGGCUGCUCAUCGUGGCGCCGCCGGCGAUCCUCGAACACUGGAAGCGGGAGGCGCGUCGGCUCUUCCACGACCCGGUCGUUGUCGUGCUCACAGGGUCGAGCGCGGCGCGAAGAGCGCUGGCCACACCGUAUUUGAAGCGCGGCGAGUGGCGAGACAACGUCAUCGUGCUCACCACGUACACGUGUCUCCAGCGCGACAUGGAGCUGUAUCAAACCACGUCGUUCGACUACUGCGUGGCGGACGAAGCGCACGUCAUCCGGAACCCGACGAGCCAGACGGCCGAGGCGCUCCGGAGCGUUCGAGCGACGCACCGCAUUGCAGUGACGGGCACACCGCUUCAGAACACCGUCGUCGACGUCUGGUCGCUCUUUGAGUUUGUCUUGCCGGGGUACCUCGGUCUCUGGCCCGAGUUUCGCCAGGCGACGCUGCUGCCGAUCCAAGCGUCGCGCAAAGAGUCGGCCACCAACGCCCAAAAGGAGGCCGGCGCGCUCGCGCUCACGCAGCUCCAUGCGCGCGUGCAGCCGUUCAUUUUACGACGCACGAAGGAGCACGUGCUCACAGAGCUGCCUCCGAAAAUCAUUCAGGACGUACUCUGUGACCUGCCCGAGGCCCAAAAAGCGCUGUACGACGCCUGCGCCAACCGCAGCACGCACAGCCUCCAGCAGCUUAGCCAACUGCAAAAGCUCUGCGUGCACCCGGCGCUGCUCCACGGCGGCGACACAAGCAUCGAGCUCUCGGGCAAGUUCCUCGCGCUCAAAGACCUCCUCGAGACGCACGUCGGCGACGGCCACCGGUUCCUCAUUUUCUGCCACCUGCAGGCGACCGUCGACCUAGUUGCCGACAUGCUCUCGGCCAACUGCGCCGAGAUUGGCGUCGACCGGCUCGACGGCAGUGUGCCGGUGCCCCAGCGCCAAGCGAUCGUCGAUCGCUUCAAUACGGACGCGAGCGUCCACGCGCUAUUGCUGACGACAGCCGUGGGCGGUCUCGGCCUCACGCUCACGGGCGCCGACACGGUCUUCUUCCUCGAGCACUCGUGGAACCCGUUCACGGACCUGCAAGCCAUGGACCGCGCGCACCGCCUCGGACAGACGCGGACGGUCACCGUGUACCGACUGCUGGCCAAGGACACGGUCGAGGCCGACGUCAUGUCGUGCCAGCGCUUCAAGGAGGCGAUGGCGGCCGCCGUCGUCGGCAACCCGACGGCAACGAGCCUUCUCGCGCCGCCACCGACCGAGAGACCAUCCGAGCCAAAGGUCAAGAAGCGCGCCAAGGGGCUCGAGUCCCUUCUGGAAGAGAUUGGGGAUCUCUGGGACGAAGCCCAGUACGCAAGUUUGGCGCCACUCGAUGCACAGCCUUGA